Molecule: messenger RNA, 2244 nt
Organism: Mesocricetus auratus (golden hamster)
Lineage: Eukaryota; Metazoa; Chordata; Mammalia; Rodentia; Cricetidae
Gene: Tpm4
Product: tropomyosin 4
Exons: 9
Coding region: 20-874 (284 amino acids)
Biological process (GO): actin filament organization; muscle contraction
Cellular component (GO): actin filament
Molecular function (GO): actin filament binding
Source: RefSeq, a predicted model, not a curated record
CCCACACCCCACAGCAGCCAUGGAGGCCAUCAAGAAGAAGAUGCAGAUGCUGAAGCUGGACAAGGAGAACGCCAUCGACCGCGCCGAACAGGCCGAGGUGGACAAAAAAGCCGCUGAGGACAAGUGCAAGCAAGUGGAAGAGGAGCUAACGCACCUCCAGAAGAAACUGAAGGGCGCGGAGGACGAGCUGGACAGGCACUCUGAGGACCUGAAGGACGCGCACGAGAAGCUAGAGCAGGCGGAGAAGAAAGCCUCGGAUGCUGAAGGAGAUGUGGCUGCUCUUAACCGCCGCAUCCAGCUGGUGGAGGAGGAGCUGGACCGGGCCCAGGAGCGACUGGCCACAGCCCUGCAGAAGCUGGAGGAGGCGGAGAAGGCUGCAGAUGAGAGCGAAAGGGGCAUGAAGGUGAUAGAGAACCGAGCCAUGAAAGACGAGGAGAAGAUGGAGAUCCAGGAGAUGCAGCUCAAAGAGGCCAAGCAUAUCGCUGAGGAGGCUGACCGGAAGUACGAGGAGGUAGCACGCAAGUUGGUCAUCCUGGAGGGCGAGCUGGAGAGAGCAGAGGAGCGUGCGGAGGUGUCUGAACUAAAGUGUGGCGACCUGGAGGAGGAGCUCAAGAACGUCACUAACAACCUGAAGUCCCUGGAGGCUGCAUCUGAAAAGUAUUCUGAAAAGGAGGAUAAAUAUGAAGAAGAAAUUAAGCUUCUGUCUGACAAACUGAAGGAGGCUGAGACCCGAGCUGAGUUUGCAGAGAGGACAGUUUCCAAACUGGAGAAGACAAUCGAUGACCUGGAAGAAAAACUUGCCCAGGCCAAAGAAGAGAAUGUGGGCUUACAUCAGACACUGGAUCAGACACUAAACGAACUUAACUGUAUAUAACCCAAACUAGAAGAGUCCUGUUCUGACAUCAACUCGACUCCAGAGAGUGUGCGGUGUCUUCCUCUCCUAUAAGAAGUUCCUCUUGUUACUGUGUCUCCACCUUGCUGGAUGGAAAUGCCAAGCACAUAAUGAAUUCAUGACCAAAUAUUUUGUAUCAGACAAGCUUUGAGCACCAUUUAAGUUUCUUUCCUUUUCUUUUCAAAUGGCACCAGCUUCUUUAGCUAGUCUUAUUCUUAAAUUGCAUUUAUUCCUAAAAUAGGCAGGGAAUUUCACACUGAGUGUAGUUGCUUAAGGCUGAGGGCAUUUGGUUUCUGGGAAUUAGCAGCCCCACACUUUAAAGCACAAGCUCAAGUAUCUGAUAGUGUCUGGUCACUGUUGGGGAAGUUAUGGGAGGCUGGGGGUUGCUACAAGGAAAAGUGGGAAUUUUUCACCCAGAGCAAAAAUUAAAAACAGACUAGCAUGGGAAGUCAAACGGUAGAUUGGCCUGAUGAUGCUGAGUCGGCUCCACACUCCACUGUGCAGAACAAACUUCCUUUAAGCAUUCCAAGUGAGGGUGUGAAGUGAUUGCCCAUCUGUCAUCCAGUAGAGCCUUGAUGCUGUUCCAUGCACAUUUUCCUUUCACUCCAAAAGUGUUCUCUGAGGAGCAAGUGUCUUAUUCCAGGACUCGUCUGCUGUGGUCUAAUGACAUGCUCAGAGAGCCCGUGACAGAGUCCAAUCCUUUCCAGAUCAGCCAUGUCAAAGCCAGGCACAGUGGUGCACACCUUUAGGCCCAGCACUCGGGAGGCAGAGGCAGGUGGGUCUCUCUGAUUUCCAGGCCAGUCUGGUCUACUGGCCUGGAACAAAAGGACUGCUAGUCAUUAAUACAGACAACUGUUGGGCAACAAAAGGUCUCUCUGGCAGCACAGUGAUAGAAAAAGAAAUUGGUUUAAAACCUUCAUCUCCAUUGUUCAGGGAACAACAAAUGGAAGCUUGACUUUGCCAAGACUUGAAUUCCUUCGGGAAUGACACUAAUAAAAGACCAAGAAACCCCUGAUUGAACUGGAUGUGGAGUAUUCUGUAGGCUGCACAUUAUUUUGGGUUUAUUGUAGUUUUGCUUUCUAAGUUACCAUCUCAGACUGAAACAUUCCACAUUCCCUAGCAGUGUGGGGACAAGUCAAGUUUACAAUUCCACUGAAAAUCACCCUGCUUCUAGCUUAUCUGGACCCCGCCCUCACUCCUAUUUAUUAAGCAUCACACUACCAGGAAGAUGAACUUUUAGCAAACUGUGCAAUUGAAUAAAACCUACUCUGUUCUUUAGAUUCUUGCAAUUGUAUAUGUGAUAAUAUCACUUUUUCUACAUUUUGGUCAAAUAAAUUUUUACAUAAACAAUA